This is a messenger RNA of Thamnophis sirtalis, 1837 nucleotides long. Lineage: Eukaryota; Metazoa; Chordata; Lepidosauria; Squamata; Natricidae. The record is from RefSeq and is a predicted model, not a curated record.
GUAGAGGAUCUCCGAAACCAACUGGCGGAGAUAGCAAACGAGAAGGAAAAUCUUAAGAAGGAACUGGAGGUGCAGCGAAGCCGGCUUUCAUCAUCAACUGCUGAGCUCUCCAAGAAAACCUUAACUGCUUCCACGGAAGAACUUCUAGCAACUCUGCAGGGCCAGAUAGAGUCUCUAACUCAGAAAAACAAAAAAUUAAUGGAAAAAAUACAGGUUCUGGAGCAGGACGAGAAAGACCUGAGCGAGGCUGAUGCUUCUGGGGACUUCAUCCCUAUCAUUUUGUACGACUCGCUGAGAUCCGAAUUCGAGAAGCUGAAAGGGCAGCAGUUGGAGGCUCAAGAGCUUCUGAAGUCCCUGGAAAGCAACGGAACAGAUGGUGGCCCUCCUAAGCUCGUCUCAGCUGAGGCUUACGAACAGCUGAAGGACGAUUACGAGAAGCAAAUCGCGGCUCUUAAAGAAGCUUUGGAGAAGAUCAGCCUGCCGGAUGAUCAGAUCAGAGAGGACCGAGCGACGGAAAGUAAAGCCGGCUCGGAGCAGGAAGGAAAAAGCAAAUUCAACCCGCUAACCCGAGAAGAGAUGGAGGAGCUGAUGAACGAGCUGAGCGAGACCCAGGAGAAAUAUCAGGCCGCUUUGGCUGAAGUCAAGCUCCUCGAGGAACAGAUUGAACUAGGCAUCUUGUCCGUGGAGGACAAAGACGCUGCGGAGAGUUCCAGAACUGAACUCGAGACGGUCAAGGCCGCUCUGCACAAGACUCAGGAGGAGCUGAAGGAGCAAGAUCAGAAGACGAAGGAUUUGGAAGGGCUGCUCAGGGCCCAAGAAGAAAAAGGGGCCCAAAACUACGAUGAGAUGAAAGCUACCCUCGGGGCCUCCUUGGAUGCCAUGUCCCAGGAGAAAGAGGCCCUUCGAAAGAGAUGCACCUCUGCGGAAGCAGAACUAAGAGAACUGAGGGCCUCCUUGGAGGAGGAGAGGCACGAGGUGCUUGAAGGAAAGUCUUCGGCCAGCCAGGCCCUUCAGGAGGAGACCAGCAAGCUGCGAGAGCAGCUGAGGGCCAUGACGAAGCAACACGAAGAAGUGAAGGCUCACGUCGAGGAGCUCCGAGAAGGCCGGGAGAAGCUGGAAGAGGAGCUUCAAGCGACCAAGGAGAGGCUGGCCUCUCAGUGCGUCUCUAGAGUGGAGCACGAAGGCAUGGUGGAGACGUUGAAGGCCGCCCACUCUGGGGCUGAGAAGAGGCUGCUGGAGAUGAAAGAGAAGUACACUUCCACCCAGACCGAGCUGGCAGAACUUCAGAAGACCACUGAGGCCUACAGGCGAGAGUCGGUACCCCUGGCUGAGCACGCCCGGGCUAAGGAGGCCUUGGAGGGCACCUUGUGGGAGUUGAAGGCCAAAGGAAAGCUGUUGGAGCAGGAGCUGAAGGCCAAAGCCCGGGAGGCCUCCCAUCUCCAGGCCCAGCUGGAUGAGGUCCGUCAAGGCGCCGUCUCCAAGGAAACCCACGAGCAGCUCAGGGCCGCCUCACAGGCCGAAAUCGAGGCUCUGAAGGCGAAGCUGAGCGACCUGGGCUCCAAGCACGAACGGACCUGCACCGAAGUCUUCCAGGUGCAGCGGGAGGCCCUCUUCAUGAAGAGCGAGAAGCACGCGGCCGAGGCACAGCUGGCCGCUGCCGAGAAGCAGUUGCAAAGCCUGCGGGCCGAGUCCGAACGUCUCCAGGAGCUGCACAGCCACAUCGAAGACUCAGCCAAGCUGGUUAAAGAGAAAGACAAGAAGGUGAGUCCUAUUUGGUUAGUCUGAAAAAGGUGCCCUCAGGCCUCUAUUGCCUCCACUUUGUUCACCAAGAGAUAGA